Molecule: messenger RNA, 465 nt
Organism: Pomacea canaliculata
Lineage: Eukaryota; Metazoa; Mollusca; Gastropoda; Architaenioglossa; Ampullariidae
Exons: 6
Coding region: 1-465 (154 amino acids)
Source: RefSeq, a predicted model, not a curated record
AUGACUGGUCGGACGAGCUUUCUCGUCCCUUUCGAGAUCGAAAACGAGACAAAGAAGCCAAGGCAUCGGCAUCGCCGGUGCAUCAUCAUUGCUGUCGUCCUUGCCUGCUUUGUGGCGGUGUCUUCGGCUGUCGCCGCCAUUGUUGUUUUGACUACCAGGACCCACAAGAACCAAAGCAGCGAGGAAGUUGCUGAGUUCAGCGCGAGCCUGGUCAUCACGAAUAAAAAUUUUACGGAUGACAUGCGCAACCACUCGUCAACUGACUACAUAAAUUUUCAAAAAGAGUUUUGCAACAUGAUGCAGAAGAUGAUUGAUAAAGCCGGAAACAAUGAAAAGGCGGGACAAUACCAGAACUGCACAGUUGUCAACCUGAGUAAUAUCAUGAUGUUUAUGACUGGGACUGGCAUGAAGGGCUUCAAGACAGGAAAUGAUCGGGUUCCAGUCAUCAAACAAUGGAUCCAUUAA